AUGGUAAAUAACAAUGGAAAAGGUUAUGUAGAACCUGAAAAUGAAGCUGAUCUACCACAGAAUGAGAAGGAUGCUUUGGCAAAGAUAAAGAAGAAGGAUCAACAAGCACUCACCCUCAUCCAUCAAUGUUUGGAUGAUUCAAUGUUCGUGAAGGUGGCCGAUGCAACUACCUCAAAAGAAGCAUGGGAGAUUUUGCAAAGUUCAUUUCAAGGAGUUGACAAAGUGAAAAAAGUGCGACUCCAAUCAUUACGAGGUGAUUUUGAAGCUUUGCGUAUGAAGGACUCUAAGUCAAUUUCGGAUUAUUGUUCAAAGGUAAAGACCAUCGUAAGUCAAAUGAAAAGGUAUGGUGAUCAGAUUGAAGAUGUUCUUGUGGUGGAAAAAAUUCUUCGUUCCUUGACUCCAAAGUUUGAUUAUGUGGUUUGUGUUAUUGAAGAAUCUAAAGAUUUAGACUUCUUAUCACUUGAACAAUUAGAAGGCUCUUUACAGGCCCAUGAAGACAAGAUUAAAAGGAGGGAAGAUGAACCACUAAAGCAAGCUCUAAAAGUAAAAGUUUCUUUGAAAGAUGAUAAUGGUGACACUAACCACAAAGGACGAGGACGAGGACGAGGCCGUGGUCUAGGUUAUGGUAGAGAAAGACGAGGUGGAGGUGAUUAUGACAACUUUACCAAUGAUGAAAGGAGUCAUCAAUCAUAUAGAGGUCGAGGAAGAGCAAGAGGCAGAGGAAGAGGUAAUAAUUCUAGACCAAAUGAGAAGAUGUAUGAUAAGUCUAAAGUUAAGUGUUAUAAUUGUCAUAAUUUUGGUCAUUAUUCUUGGGAAUGUUAUUUUCCAACAACUAAUGUUAAAGAACAAGUGAAUGUUGUUGAUGACAAACAAGAAGUUGAAGAGCCCGCUUUGUUGCUAACACUCAAAGAUGACAAAGGAAAAGAAGAAAACUCGUGGUUUUUAUAUAAUGGAGCAAGCAAUCACAUGUGUGGGGACAAAGGAAAAUUUGUGACACUUGAUGAUAAAGUGCAAGACAAUGUUUCCUUUAGAGAUUCUUCACGAAUUCAGAUAUGUGAAAAAUGUACUAUUUUAAUUUUCUCAAGAAAUGGACAUCAUAUGCUUAUUACUGACGUAUAUUAUGUGCCUAAAUUAAAAACCAAUAUUUUGAGUUUGGGACAACUUAUUGAAAAAGGGUAUGAAAUUCACAUGAAAGAUUGUUGCCUUUGGCCCAAAGAUCAAAAUGAUAAGUUGAUUGCUAAGGUGUUUAUGUCCAAAAAUAGAAUGUUUAUGUUGAAUCUCUAUACAAUAGACGCUAAAUGCUUGAAGGUAGAUAUAAGAGAAGAAGUAUGGUGA
Messenger RNA from Mangifera indica (mango), 1335 nucleotides. RefSeq lists its product as uncharacterized. NCBI's taxonomy places the organism in Eukaryota, Viridiplantae, Streptophyta, Magnoliopsida, Sapindales, Anacardiaceae. Bases 1 to 1335 code for a protein of 444 amino acids. The record is from RefSeq and is a predicted model, not a curated record. The transcript has 2 exons. Gene Ontology annotation, molecular function: nucleic acid binding; zinc ion binding.